Molecule: messenger RNA, 8607 nt
Organism: Thermothielavioides terrestris NRRL 8126
Lineage: Eukaryota; Fungi; Ascomycota; Sordariomycetes; Sordariales; Chaetomiaceae
Product: non-ribosomal peptide synthetase
Exons: 4
Coding region: 1-8607 (2868 amino acids)
Molecular function (GO): catalytic activity
Source: RefSeq, a predicted model, not a curated record
AUGGCCGCCGCCCCGAGGCCCGCAGGCCCGCAAAUCGACGCCUCGACAUCAUGGCUGCUGCUGGAGGACGAAACCACCGAGGCGCGUCUGUUGGGCGUGGUGUCCCAGGUUCUCGGCAUCAGCGCUGAGGCGGUCCAGCUGCACCAAUCGUUCAAGGACUUGGGUGGUGACGAGCAGAGCGCCGCCGCGCUCUGGAGGGCUUGCAUGGACGCUGGUAUGGACGUCAAGGUGAAGGAUAUUCUUCGAUGCUCGACCCUCGCCGAAUUGCAGUCCUGCAUCACGACCUGCGCCCCGCAAAACCGCAAUUCCGUGACCGACGCCGUUGUCGAGCCCGUCAUGGUCACCCCGCGAGAGGUACACCGCGCGAGCCGCCUGUCGUUCGUGCCCUCACCGAAGCCCGGACACUCCCGAACUUCGAGCCAAGCAAGUUUGCCGGCACACAAGGGGCCAAAGACGGAUAUUGAGCAGGCACUCGGGACACAGCCGGACAUCGGGAGGAUCGCUACGGUACGGCCAAAGGCCGGCCUGCUCGAGGGGAAGCUCGUCGCACUGCUCAGCCUUGCCACUGCGCAGACUACACAAGAAAACACGGGUGCGAUCAACCUUGUCCCCCAUUCCCAUGCGUUCUUUGCGGGAACCCAGAUUGCCCAUCUCAAGCGCGUUGCUGCGACCGCUCUGCCGCCCGAGGCCGUUCCUGAUGUCUGGAUCGCUCUGGAUGGCAUGCCAUUAACGGACUCCGGCGAUGUCGACAUGCGGCGGUUACGGACUUGGGUGCAAAAUAUCAACGAGAGCGUGCAUCACCAGGCACUCAGCCUGGAACACCAGGAGACCAUCCAGGCCCCCGCAACGGAGAUGGAGAAGCUGCUUCAGCGGCUGGUCGGCAAGGUGCUGAAUGUGCCCCAGAGCCAAAUCGGUGUGAACUUCUCCUUUACUCAGCUCGGUGGCGACGAGAUGACCGCCAUGGAAUUGGCCGUCCGCUGCAAGCACGAGUCGGUCUACAUCAACCCGCCCGAAGCACUAGGGUCCAUGACAUUGUCGGAGCUGGCUGCCGUCGCCGCGACUCGCGGCGGCCUGGCACACAAGUGGGAUGAGGAGACGUCCGACUGCUUCGACCUGUCGCCGAUGCAGCACUUGUACUUCCAGACAGCAAUGGGCGGCGACCUGAAGCGGAGGCCUGUCCUGGAUGGGAGUUACCGCUUCAACCAGAGCCUGUUGUUGCGGUUAAAAAAGCACUUUUCGUUCGAGGAUAUCUCGGCUGCCAUCGAGGCCGUCGUGGGGCACCACGCCAUGCUGAGGGCUCGCUUCGGACGUGGCCUGAACGGCUGGGUUCAGAGGGUGUUGCCCGACGUUGCCGGAUCGUACUCGCUCUGCCACAGUACGAUCGGAUCAGAUCGCGAGCUGGAAGAGAUCAUCGAACGGACGCAGAUAUCCAUUAAUGUCGAGAUAGGGCCUGUUUUCGCCGUCGAUUACCUCAGUACCAACGACGGACAGCAGCUGUUGUACCUCGCCGCGCACCAUCUAGUCGUCGACCUGCCCUCCUGGCGCACCAUCAUCCACGACCUAGACGAGUUGUUGUCGAAUGGUAGUCUCAUGUCACAGAGAUCCAUGCCCUUCCACAAGUGGGUAGACAUGCAGAAGGCCGACGCCCUCUCUCCGGAUCCCAGGGACCUGCUCCCCUUCGCGCUCCAGCCGGGAGACUACGCGUACUGGGGGCUACAGGACGUCCCCAACACCUACGGCGACGCCCUCGAAGUUAGCUUCUCGCUGAGCCAAGAACUGACCGCGAUCCUACAAAGCUCCUGCAACCAAGUCUUCAAGACCGACAGUGUCGACAUCUACCUUGCCGCCCUCAUGCUGUCGUUCGCACAGACCUUCCAUGACAGACCCGUGCCCACCGUCUGGAACCAAGAACACGGCAGGGACCCAUGGACGCCAGACGUCGACAUAUCAGAGACUGUGGGCUGGUUCACGUCCCUCUGCCCAGUGAGCCUCCAGGUGGAAAGCUCGGAAGAUUUCAUCACAGUGCUGCGCCAUCUCAAGGACAGACGACGGUCCAUACCCGCCCGCGGGACCCAAUAUUUCGCGUCCCGCUUCUACCAUUACGACAAGGAAGACUUGGUGGCAAGAGACUGGCCGUUUGAGAUCAUCUUUAGCUAUGCCGGCUCUCUCCAACAUUUGGAACGCGAUAACGGGGUGAUGGAGCAACUUGCAAUCCCUGGCCGGACGCUAGCCUCCGCGACCUCGGACAUCGGGGCAAACGUCGGCCGCAUCGCGUUAUUCGAGAUCAGCGCCAUGGUCGACCAAGGUAGCGCCAAAGUCAAGUUCCUCUACAGCCGCUUCUCCAAGGACCAAGCACGCAUCUCGCAGUGGGUCCAGAACUACGAGCAUCUCCUCCUCGAGGCCAUCGGCAGGCUCAGGUACCACCCGCAGGAGCUGACGCUCGCCGAUGUACCGCAUCUUGAUGUCACGUACGAAGGACUCGACAAGUUCAACAAAGAUCGCCUCGCCACCCUCAAGCUAGCGAGCAUCCGCGACGUCGAAACCAUCUACCCCGUCACCGCGGUGCAGCAGAGCAUCCUCAUCAGCCAGGCACAGCGGCCCGACACAUGCUACCUCCAUGCAAUCUACGAAUUUGCGUCUCCGAACGGCGACCCCAUCGACACUUCCAGGAUAUGCGCGGCCUGGGAAUGGGUGACCAUGAAGCACGCGGCGUUGAGGACCGUGUUUACCGAGAGUGUCAGCGAGACCGGUCUCUGGGACAUGGUCAUACUGCGCCGGGCUUCGCCUGAGAUGCUCUUCAUAGACACGGCGCCUGCUGAGGACCCGGUCUACGAGCUCAGCAACCUUCCUAAUCUGCGGCCAUCAGAGAGCAAGCCGCUCCACAGGCUUACAGUGUGCAAGGCGCCUGCCAGGACGUUGGUGAAGUUGGACAUUAGCACGGCCCUCUGCGAUUCGCUGAGCAUUCACCUCCUCCUGCAUGAUUUGAGACGAGCCUACGCGACGGAGCGAGCCAUCACCGAGCCGGAUCAGUUUUCCUACCCGCACUAUCUCUACUUUCUCAAGACGGUUCGGCAAGAAAAUAGCCUGGCCUUCUGGCGCGAGAAGCUCGCCGGCGUACCACCAUGUCUGUUUCCUCGUUUGACGGUGUUGCCCGACGAGCUGCGGUUUGUGAACGCCGGUGUGGAUCUCGACAUCACCUCGUACCAGCUGUCGGCGUUCACCCGCACACAAAAAACUGCGGUCGACGCCGUUCUGCGGCUGGCCUGGGGCCUCGUCCUGCGGUGCUUCACGGGGUCCAACCACGUGUGCUUCGGGUUCCAGACCGUGGGCCGUGACGAGUCAAUACCGGGAAUGCGGCACGCCGUAGGUUCCUUCUCGAACACGGUGGCCUGCAGUUACGAGCUGGCGACAUACACUCCAGUAGCCACGGCGUUGCAGAUGGUGGAGGAGCAACUUCUGGCGAGUCUACCUCAUCAGCACUUCACAAUGGCCGAGCUCCAACACGGGAUGGGCAUGAAGGGCGGUGACCGCUUGUUCAACUCGUGCCUGACCUUCACCGAAGAACCAGCCGGUUUGAACAGCAAAUUUACUACGCGGACGAGCUUCGAACUGAAGCCAAUCUCUCUCCAGCAGACUUUUGACGUCGAUAUUGUGAUAAAUACGCGUUUCGCAGCCGGAAAGCUCGUGGUGGACAUCGGCCAACGCCUCAUGUCGACCGAGCAAUCCGUCAACCUGGCGAAUACUUUCGGCAUGGCCAUCCGCGCCAUCAUGUCAUCGCCCAAUACAUCCAUCGGCCUGGUCGAUCUUUUCAGUGACAGGGACUACGCUCAGAUCCUCGCCUGGGACGCUGAAUCGCCAUCGCAAGCGGCGGACCAGACACAGGCUGUGGUCCACGAGCUCAUUUCGAGACAAGCGUCCAUCCAGCCGUCUUCCCAGGCCAUCUGCUCCUGGGAUGGUUCCUUUACCUACCUCCAGCUCGAAGAGGAGGCGACCAAGUUGGCGCACCACCUCGUCGACGCUGGCGUCGGCCCUCACUCGGUGGUGCCCGUCGUGAUGGACAAGUGCAAGCUCGCGCCUGUGGCCAUGGUUGCUGUGCUCAAGUCCGGUGCGGCCUUUGUCCCCAUCGACUCCCUGGAACUCGGCAUGAUUCAGCCCAUCUUCGAGCGCUUGAACUCGAGAGUGGUCAUCUCCUCGGAACUCGCUGCACCUGUCCUCAGUAACCUCUUCGAUCAAGUCGUGAUCCUGAACGACGAGCUGAUGAACCUCCUCCCGCAAGGCCAAGGCCCGUUGACCUCGAUGGCGGCUCCGUCUGAUCGAGCGUGCAUCCUCUUUGUGCCAACGUCAUCCAGCGAAGCUCGCGGCGUCACCUUCAGUCAUGCGGCCCUGUCGACUGCGAUCCUGGGACAAGGCCCAGCGGCAAGGAUAACACCAUUGAGCCGUGUCAUGCAACUGUCAUCGUUCAAUGUGGACAUCUGCGUCGCCGAGAUUUUUACGACUCUUGUAUAUGGCGGUUGUGUCUGCGUCCCGUCGGCGGCCGAGAGGCUGCAGGACUUUGGUGCCGCGGUGAACAGGAUGCAAGUCAACUGGUCGUACAUGACCCCCUUGCUAUCGAGGAAGCUGGACCCAUCGCUACUUCCGUCCCUCAAAGUCGUGUGCUUCCGGACCCGAGGGCUCGACGAAGACACGUACAGCAUCUGGCAUGGAAAGGUUAACGUCAUUCUGGCAUAUGGCCCGCAGGAUGUCUGCCCGCUGGGCAUUGCUUUCCUCGAGGCGCUUGGGCCCCAGCAUCUGAGGAGCAUCGGCCGACCGUUCGCGGGGAACCUUGUGAUCGUCAAUCCGGAGGACCAUAAGAAACGCAUGCCGAUCGGGGCGGUUGGUGAGCUCGUCGUUGAAGGACCGACCCUGGGGUUCUCAUACCCCAACAGAGAGUCAACAAUGACCCCAAUGUCGCCCCUAGGCCCGGCAGCCGGGAGCAAGGCCCGAUACUUCAAGACCGGUCAUCGAGCCAGGUACACGCAAGGCGGGCUGAUGGAGUUCAUUUCGAGCAAACGAGACGAGUUGGACCACGACGGCAAGGCCGUGAAUGUCACCGAGAUCGAGCAGUACCUGCGCCGGUGCCUAGGACAGGGAGUCGAUGUUGUGGUCGAAUCGGUCAUUUUCCGGGGCCAGGCGAAGAACGACACUCUGCUGACGGCCUUCAUCGAGCUCGGCGAUCGUUUUGACGCCGAAGAGAACCUCACAUCCCUGAGCGUGGCAACCAAGGAGCAACUCGCCAUGGCCAAGCAGCUGGCCCAAGUCGGGCUGAAGAACAAGUUUCCGCCGUCCUUAAUUCCCUCGGCAUUUGUACCCGUUAAGCACAUUCCCAUCACGCCGUCGCUCAAGGUCAACCGACGCCGGCUGCAGAAGAUCAUCGCCGGCUUAACCAAGGAUGACCUCCUGGGCCUUGCUACGGUGCCCAAUCCAAAUGAGGCGAAGUUUCAGCACCUCAAGCCACUGCCGCUGACGCAGGGCGAGGAACGAAUGAGAGCGAUUUGGGCCAGGGUUCUUGGUGUCGAGGAAGCCAAGAUCUCGGCGUAUGACACCUUCUUCAGCGUUGGCGGCGACGAGAUACUGGCCGCACAGUUGGUCGCGGCGUGUCGGCACGAGAACAUCUCGGUUUCCAUCGCCGACGUCGUCCAGAAUAUUACGUUGACUGAACUCAGUAGGGCGAUCGUCACCGUCGACUCGCCACAAAUCACACAGGAUGCCACUCUGGCGCCGCCCACCACGUCACCGUCGCCGGUGCCGCUCAAUGCGAACGCGAUCAAGGAGGUCUUCAUCGAACGGGUAAUUGCGCCCAGGCUCGGUGUCGAUGGCAGUGCCAUCGCAGAUGCGGCAGAGGCGUCAUCGACGCAGAUCCGGUACAUCGAGACGGGCAUGCUUUCGGGCCGGACGAACAUCAACUACCUGGUCUUCAAUUUUUCCGGAGCCGUGGACGCCAAGAAGCUGGAGGAGGCGUGCAGAACGCUCGCAUCGAUACAUCCCAUCUUGCGCACCGCUUUCGUUCCGUAUAAUCGACGGGUCUACCAGGCGGUCAUCAAAUCCAACAACGUGGAGUUUCGGCGGCAUUCCCCCCCGCCAUGGAGGCUCUCCGCCACGCUGGACAAGGUGAUCAAGAAAGACCAGACAAUACCCACCAAGUUCGAGACCCCCAUGACCAAAUUCAUGUUCCUCGAUGGCGGCAAGCAGUCGAUCCUGAUCCUGCGCCUGUCCAAGGCGCAGUACGACGACCUCUCUGUCGCGCUACUCGUGAAGGACCUUAAGCGACUUUACGACGGCUCGCAAAGUCCGCCGCGGCGACCGUCGUUCUGCGACUUCAUGCGCACGACAAUGGUUGCCAACUCGCACGGAGCAGAAGAGUACUGGCGAGCCUUGCUCGAGGGCGCCGUCAUGACCCAGGUAGUCGCACACACCCAUCCUUACCAAAUGUCGACCAACGUCAAGACGAUCCGGAAUCCAACGAUUCCGCUUGGGUCGCUCUCCAGCUUGGGCAUCUCGUUUGAGACUGUCCUGAAGGGAGCAUGGGCCAUGGUCCUUGCUACCUUGUCUGCGUCCUCCGAUGUCGUCUUCGGCGAACUCAUUGACGGCCGACAUGUCAGACUUCCAGGCGGCCAAUCUGUGGCAGGUGUCAUGGGGCCGACGGUCAAUGCAAUCCCCGUGCGCGUGCAGUUCCCCGACACGGCACUCACUCCGCUCAGCCUGCUCCAGUACAUCCACACACAACGCGUCUCGGGCAUACCAUUUGAGAACCUUGGAACGCUUACGAUCGUGGAGAAGUCCACGCCGUGGGCUUACUGGACUCGCUUCAGCACUCUUGUGCAGCAUCAAACCGAGGACACAGCGAUCAACCCGUCCGAACCCAAGUCGUUCCACCUCGGCGCUGCGGCCUGCAAGUUUACCAUUACCGAGUCCAAGGCGCAGGACGUCCCCGAUCUCUUUGUGAGGUCUCUUGUUCGCCCUACGAACCGGGUUGAGAUCUCGAUCACAUUCUGCGCCGACCGCGUUCCUGAGACUUUCGCCGAGCACGCGCUGCGCAUGCUUUGUUCCACCAUUAGCGUCCUCACUAGCGUUACCAUCAUGCAGCCGGUCGUUCCGAGCGGCUCCCAGUACCGGGCUAUGGUCAGGAGGAUUCCGCUGCCGGCGAAGAUAAGCUCGUCAGAUCAGAAUCCGGAGUCGGCUGAUUGGAGCACACGGACUACUCUCAGCAAAGACCAGAUCAAGGCCGUCCAGAAGGUCAUCUCCGACACCUGGUCGGUAAUUCUCAACCCACGAGCAUUGGGCGUGCCCGAAUCCCAGACGCACCAGGCCGACUUCUUUGAUCUCUGGGGCAGCCUGAUACCCGCCUAUCAGAUGAUGCAGCAGCUAAACCGCGAGCUGCCCAAGGCGAACCUUCCGGGACCUUCUGCCAAUCUCCAGGUCACAAUGGAGGAAAUCAUCGAGCACUCGACCAUGUUGAAGCAGUUUGAGCUCAUUGCAUCCAAGUUCAAACCCCAGCCUAGCAAGGAAACGCAGAAGAGCAAGGACAAGGAGAAGGAGAAGGACAAAGAGAAGGGCGCCGACAAGAGCAGCUUGAGCCCGAAGCCCCCGGUCCAGCCUCACAAGAAGAAGCCAAGCAUGAACGUUGCAGUGCCAGCGGCCUCACUCGGCAGCCGCAUCCGUCGGCUGGCCAGCACCGUCGCCCGAACAACCCCGCCGCCGACCAACAACAAUAACGCCGCGACCUCCAGACAAGGCGCUAACCUUCAGCCGCCAGCUACCCCGACCACGCCCGUCGCUAUCGGCAUCGCCUCAGCCAUGGUCGCCGAUCUCUCGCCGUUAUCUCCCAAAGUCGUAGGCAGCCCCAGUCCCGGGAUUUCCGGUACCCUCACCCCACGUGCCGCGCUCAGCACCAGCCCGGGCCCCAUUCCAAGCGCGCCACCUCAGCUCCCCAACCUCCCCGCGUUCGAACCCAUCGCAGAGGAAGCCGAGCCCGGGAUGGGCACAAGCACCACCGGCAAGACCAGCGCGACUGCCACCGCUAGCCCGGCCGCCGAACCGGAUAGCAUGACCGAGGGAAGCACCGCCAGCAGCACCAACGCAAGCGCCGAGAUGAUGGCGCUGGCGGGCAUGACGCUGACCAGCACGCUACUCAGCCCGCUUGCGUCUGCUGCCGUUGGUGGUGGUGCUGCUGCUGCUACACGCAGCGAGGACAAGGAGGCAGACGCUAGCAGGGACACAGACCUGGCCGGGGACGACGACAGCAGAGACAGGGAGACGGAUAGGGAUACCAUCGGCCCACUGCCGACGACGGCCGCGUUGCAGCUCAAGAGGACGCCCCACGGCUGCAGCGCGAAUGCGAACGUCAAGGCGCCGGCUACGAACGCGCCUGUCACGCCUCUGACGACGUCGACGACGGCGGCGGCGCCGAAUACGACGACGACGACGCUGCUGGUGCGCGGCGAAGAGGGCGCUGCUGAGGACUUGGUCAGCCCGCUGAGUGCUGUUACGCUGACGUCGCCCAAGAGCGCGGGCACGCUGCCUACGCCGAGAAGUGGGGGUGGUGGUGGGGGGCAGUAUUAUCAGGCUUGA